GAAAGUGAAACUGUUGAGUCAUUCUCUCCUUCUGAAUGGUGAAAUGGCACAGCAAAGAAAUCAGCUGGACUCAGAGAACUUCUCUUGUUCCAUCUGUCUGGAUGUACUGAGGAAUCCGGUGUCUAUUCCCUGUGGACACAGCUACUGCAUGAACUGUAUUAAAAGUUUCUGGGAUGAAGAAGAUAAGAAGGGAAUCCACAGCUGCCCUCAGUGCAGGAAGACGUUCAAACCGAGGCCUGUUGUAGAGAAAAACAUCAUGUUAGCAGUUUUAGUGGAGGAGCUGAAGCACACUGGACUCCAAGCUGCUGCAGGUGAACAAUGCUAUGCUGGACCUGAAGAUGUAGCCUGUGAUGUCUGCACUGGGAGGAAGCUGAAAGCUGUCAAAUCCUGUCUGGUCUGCCAGGACUCCUAUUGUGACAAACACGUCCAGCGUCACUACAAUAUAGAUCGAUUACAGAAACACAGGCUGGUUUCGCCUUCCAGGAAGCUCCAAGAAGCGUCAUCAUCUAAUUGUGAGAUCUGCUCUCAUCACAGUGAGGUGAUGAAGAUUUUCUGUCGUACUGAUCAGCAGAGUAUCUGUUAUCUCUGCACAGUGGAUGAACAUAAAGGCCAUGAAACAGUCCCAGCUGCAGCAGAAAGGACUGAGAAGCAACAGAUUCACUUCAUGCAGGCAGGUCCUGAGCAGGGAGGCUCUGACUGGAUGUUGUUACUGGGAGGUGGAGUGGAGAGGAAGAUGUGUUUGUGUGGCAGUCGCAUACAAGAAUAUCAGAAGAGCUGUGUGCCCCACUGA
Oreochromis aureus is the source of this 790-nucleotide messenger RNA. Its product is annotated as E3 ubiquitin-protein ligase TRIM47-like. Bases 44 to 790 code for a protein of 248 amino acids. The transcript is spliced from 2 exons. Gene Ontology annotation, molecular function: zinc ion binding. The record is from RefSeq and is a predicted model, not a curated record. Lineage: Eukaryota; Metazoa; Chordata; Actinopteri; Cichliformes; Cichlidae.